Messenger RNA from Sinocyclocheilus grahami, 1568 nucleotides. RefSeq names its product malonyl CoA:ACP acyltransferase (mitochondrial) (gene mcat). The transcript is spliced from 4 exons. Gene Ontology annotation, molecular function: transferase activity. Bases 255 to 1349 code for a protein of 364 amino acids. The record is from RefSeq and is a predicted model, not a curated record. NCBI's taxonomy places the organism in Eukaryota, Metazoa, Chordata, Actinopteri, Cypriniformes, Cyprinidae.
UUUCCAGACUACAUCCGAAAAACAAAUAGAAGAAAAAUACAUGACAUGUGGGAAACACAGAAACUGCUACUGUAGUUUUAAGAAGGAUUUUGACUUUCUAAACGUUUGAUAUAAUCUAAUGAAAGCAUGAUAUCGCAGAAACACGUGUGACACAAGUAACUUACGCGUUGUUUGCAUUCGACCUCCGCUCGCAGUAAGAGUGCAUUCUGAAAAAAAUAUGUGUUGAAUUUCAUUUGAACAGAACCGGUUUGAUCAUGAAUCUCCGCGUUACUCUCGGGUGUUGUAGUAGAGUCCGGUUGUUUCGGAAUAAGGCGACUGUCUACCUUUGCAGGAGACUGUCAGAUGUUCCCAUCUCAGCUGAUGAGAAGCCCAGGAGAACACGGAGAGCUCCGGGGAAAGCGUCUGUCCUUCUGUUCCCCGGGCAGGGCAGUCAGUUUGUCGGUAUGGGAAAAGGACUCCUGAAGUAUGCAAAUGUCAAAGAGAUGUUUGCUGUAGCUGAGAAGGUGCUUGGCUAUGACCUGCUGUCUCUGUGCUUAAAUGGUCCCGAGAAAGAUCUGAUGAAGACUGUUCAUUGCCAGCCAGCUGUGUUUGUUUGCUCACUGGCUGCUGUGGAAAGACUGAACCAUGAAAAUCCUGCUGCUAUUGAGAGCUGUGUGACUGCAGCAGGUUUCAGUGUUGGGGAAUUUGCUGCUUUGGUCUUCUCUGGCGCAAUGAACUUCGCUGAAGCUUUGUUUGCAGUAAAGGUGAGGGCAGAGGCGAUGCAGAAGGCCUCUGACCUAGUAUCUAGUGGCAUGUUGUCUGUGAUUGGCCAACCUCAGGCCAAGUACAAAUACGCCUGCGUCCAAGCUAGGGAGCACUGUUUGUCUCUCGGUAUCCAAGAACCUGUGUGCGCCAUUGCCAACUACCUUUUUCCAGAUGGGAGAGUAAUAGCUGGCCACAGAGAGGCUUUGGAUUUCCUUCAAAACCAUUCCAGAGAGCUGAACUUCAUGAGAACACGACUACUGCCGGUUAGCGGGGCCUUUCACACGGCAAUGAUGGAGCCAGCGGUCGAGCCUCAAAGAGACGUCCUCAGAAAGAUAGAGGUACGGCGGCCAGAGAUCUGUGUGCACUCCAAUGUGGACGGCAAGCGUUACAUGCAUGACAAGCACGUACGCAAUCAGCUGGCCAAACAGCUGGUGUCUCCGGUGAAAUGGGAGCAGACGCUACAUGAGAUUUAUGAAAGAGCCCAGGGGCAGGAGUUUCCUCACACCUAUGAGGUGGGACCUGGUAGACAAUUGGGCUCAACGCUACAGAAGUGCAACAUGAAAGCCUUUAAGAACUAUACGCAUGUAGAUGUUGUUCUGCCAUAGGACUGAUCAGUGAUUUGCAGUAAAAUUGUUACAUUUGGUUUUCUUCUUUCAGAUAAAAACAAAAAAAGCCAAACACUUUGUUUUCGUUUGAAAAUUUUUAUUGCGCUUGUUGGUUUGGAUAGUCCAGCUUCCUUUAGUAGUAGAGAAAUGCUUUUAGAGGAAGAGGUGACUAUUCAUUGGCCCAAUUAUCCAGCAACAGACCCAAAACACACACACACA